Molecule: messenger RNA, 7767 nt
Organism: Mugil cephalus (flathead mullet)
Lineage: Eukaryota; Metazoa; Chordata; Actinopteri; Mugiliformes; Mugilidae
Gene: ipmkb
Product: inositol polyphosphate multikinase b
Exons: 7
Coding region: 1006-2454 (482 amino acids)
Biological process (GO): inositol phosphate biosynthetic process
Cellular component (GO): nucleus; cytoplasm
Molecular function (GO): inositol tetrakisphosphate kinase activity; inositol-1,4,5-trisphosphate 3-kinase activity
Source: RefSeq, a predicted model, not a curated record
ACGACAGUGAUGGCAAAGUGUCGCAAACGUGUGGGAGGCUUUGGGCGCUGCUCGUUACGUAGAGGCAAGCAGCCGCCUACACUGACCUGGAUAUGAGGGGUUGAGGAGGACUAUGCCGACCUCUUUUCAAAUCAUGGAUUUUAGGACAACAGUGCAUCGCCUCUGUGCUCGUUUUCUUUGGAUAGGCGUUCGUCUGGACGGGGAUUAUACGACAGGUGUGGUGUCCCUCUGGUCCGUUGAACUGUGAAGGGCUUGUUUGACAGCCUGCUGGACGGUAUCGAUAAAUUAGCAAACCCGGACUUAAUAGCCUCUCUGCGCAGUGACGGUAUUUUAUUGUCUCAGUCGCGCCCCGCCCGUUUCUGUAUUUGCCAAGUGGAACUGGAUAUGACUCUUGCUUGUGUCGUAACAUCACUGUUACUGAGGGACAACAGUGUUUAGCCUACUUCUCUGAAGCGAGGAAGUGAAGUUGGACUUCAGAAGAUAAGACGGAAAUUGAGUGUCUCUCCUUCACAAUAAAGACAGCACGACAAUUAUCAUAACGCAUAAAAAUGAAGCUUGCGAUAGAACAGAGAAGUCCCACCUGGAUAAGGCGGUACCUGACGUUUUAUUAUUAAGAUAUUUAUCCGUCAUUUUCCCCGUGUAGAUUGCAUCGUCUACACGGCUCACGGUGUUUUAUUUUGUAGACCUCGGACGGAUUUCCUAUUCGUAGACGUUGCCGCUGGCAAGUGGGAUGUGGCCAGGAUGUAUAUAUGCUGCUGCUCAAGAUAUGAAAACCAUUGAUUCAGCGCUGCUUCAGGAGCACUGCUUCACCACUGGCUACGACUGUGUUGCUUACCGUCAGCGUGGUUGUUGUCUGGGGUCGAAAACAGCGACCACGACCGGAGCUGCUGUCCUGUGUUCGUGUGGUCUGGAGCAUUCCAUAGAAGGCUUUUCAACUUCAUACCCAAGCAAUUUGUUGAAUUUCUGUGCAGACAAAGGCCUUGUACCCUCUUUUUUAUUGUACAAAUGUCAACAACUCAACAUCAAAUGAUGAUGGAGUCCUCUCUAGCGCUUGGCAGACUAGAACUGACCCCCAGCUCAGCCGCUGUUGGGGUUCGGCUGUCUGGCGGGGCCCCAGGCAAAGAGAAGUCUGGCCAGCGGCCCCAGGCUCAUCUCAACGGCUGUGUCCCGCUGUCACAUCAGGUGGCGGGUCACAAGUAUGGAGUGGAUAAAGUGGGUAUUUUGCAGCACCCAGACGGAACAGUCCUGAAGCAGCUUCAGCCUCCGCCGAGAGGGCCACGAGAGAUGCAGUUUUAUAGCAUGGUGUAUGCAGAGGACUGCUGUGACCCCUGUCUGCUAGACCUCCAGAACCAUCUGCCCAAAUAUUAUGGCACCUGGUCAUCUCCUGACACUCCGAAUGACCUGUACCUGAAGCUGGAGGAUGUGACCCGUCGCUUCGUCAAGCCAUGCAUCAUGGACGUGAAGCUGGGCCAGCGGAGCUAUGAUCCAUACGCCUCACAGGAGAAACGAGAACAACAAAUCAAAAAAUACCCGCUGAUGGAGGAAAUAGGCUUUCUGGUCCUCGGCAUGAGGGUGUAUAAGGUGUGCAGUGACACCUUUGACUCCUAUGACCAGCACUAUGGAAGGGGACUAGAUAAGGACACUAUAAAAGAUGGCUUGGCUAAAUUCUUUGACAAUGGAGUCAGUCUGAGAAAGGAUGCAGUGACAUCCAGCAUCCGUAGAGUCCAACGGAUCCUCCACUGGUUCGAGUCACAGCGUCAGUUGGCCUUUUACGCCAGCUCCCUUCUCUUUGUGUACGAGGGCCUUCCCUCAUCUUCCUCCCCAUCCUCCCAUUCUUCCCUCCACAGCAGUUCAUCGACGAGUCUGACUGCCAAGACGACCCCCAUGUUGCUGUUGGCGGGUGAUGGUGGCCGGGCCGGGGAGGCCAAAGUGCGACAGGAUGGGGCGGAACAGGAGGAGGAAGUGGCUGAGUACAACAACAACAACAUUCAGGUGGCAGUGCCCUGGGACUACAGCACAACCACUAUUUACACCAAUCACAGGAAAGGUGGUGACCACCUCUGUGCCAAGGGCCAUCUCCACGACAACAGUGAUGAUACUGGUGUUGGGGAGAAGACGGCGAGCUCUGUUUCUGGAGGUAACGUCUCAGAACGGUGCGAAGAAGACAACUCUGUAUGGAAACGAACAGGAGAGCUGCAACAACCACCGAAUGGAAAUGGAAACAAAUCACAACUGGAAAGAAAGGAUGAGAAGGAGGAGAGGAGAAGGAGAGAGGAGGAGAUCAUAGGACGAGGGGGCGAAGCUACAGAUGGGUGUGCAGUAGAUAAGGAGGUGGAAGUCAGGAUGAUUGACUUUGCCCACGUUUUCCCGAGCGAGAGCCAUGAUCAGGGCUACAUCUACGGCCUGAAACACCUGCUCACAGUGCUGGAGCAGAUCCUUUGUGACGCUGCGUAGAGCGCCCCCUGUCUUUACCUCCUGACGUGCUCACAGAACCGCUAUGUCCUCCCAUCAACCCUCCUUACUUCUCAGUCAGACCUUCACAGGAGAGAGGGACGAAUCAAAGAAGUCAAUAUUACGACACAACCAUCAUCACUAUCAUCAUCUCACCAUCUGUGUGUGUGUUUGUGUGUGCGUGUUUGUGUGUGCGUGUGUGUAUGUGCGUGUAUUAGAGGCUGACACCUGUGGUCAGCAGCAUUACAUGCACUAAUCAAUCCAUGAAGGCAUUACGACUGCGUACUUAAACACAACAUCUUCAGCUGGUGAUUUACUAAUGCUCCCAAAGGCUCCAACUUAGGGCUGGUGAUGGAAUGACUGAAAUUUACCAGAGAUUUUUUCUAUACCUCUUACAGCAAAGACCUUUUUUAAUAUUCCUGCUUGUAUCGUGCCAUUUUGGCACCACUAUUUUUGACAUCAUAUUACGAGUUAAAUCCGAAAUUCAUCAGGCUUCAUAUGGCUCAUAAAAUCAAUGCAGCAGUUUCUGGAAUAUCUGGUUCUUCCUAUUAGUUGUCAUGGAGGCUCAGUAGCUGUUAUGAUUUUCACUGAUCUGAAUUUCUCAAGGGUGUUUGCUGCAGCGUUUAGAUCGAUCAAAGAUCAAUUUUUCAGUUUCUGUGAACCCAAGGCGAAUGCCUGAAAGCGUCUUCGUGUGUGUUGUUGAAGAGGAGGCGUGUUGGACUGUGCAGUCCGCCCUCGUACAAUACGUAGAAGAUGUUGUCUAGUGAAACCUCUGACACAACAUUCACAACACUUUCUACAUUCUGGCCAUUUAGCUGCACAUCACCGUGACAGCGGUCAACUGGAUUUGGUUUACAGUGUACAGUGAACCGUCAAAUUAGAAACAAAGCAGCUGCUGGAAAUAGAAGUCAUAGCUAAUCUGGCUUCAGUGACCUGGUGAAGAUUACACUGACAGAUUGUCUGUCCCUUUAAGAGCAUGUGGUAAAGCAAGAAGCUUGGAGAAUGUUGGAGUUUUAGUUGGGUUGUCUUUUACUUUUGUUUAAACCACUGUCCACAGGUAUAUAACUCAGGUAUUUACUUAAUAAUACUACUAUUGUCCUCUCAGCAAAAUUAUCCUCCUGCUGUCAGUUCAGUUGUGAACGGUAUUAAUAUAUACUGUAUAUUCUUAGUCAACGUUUAUCUUAUCUCAUGAUUGAACUUAUCUCAUACACAAUGAGAAUAUUGUGGCUGUUUUAAUUGUUGUUGUAUAUUUUAAACUGCCAAAUCACCUCUCCUUUCAGAAGCCUGUGUGGUUUUAUUUCUUGUUUUUUUUUUGUUUAUUCCAGUUAUUUGGUGCCUCCUCUGUCCCUUGCCUGGUUUGAAGAACAGGAUUUUACUGGAGACGUUCUACCUUGUACUCACCCUUUUUAAAGUGCUCCUUAUACCUAAAGGUGACACUGCUCAUGCACAUGUUGGAUUCCUGAGUCAUUGUCCUAGCGUUAACCGUGAGUUAGUCUGUGAUAUUAAGUUAUUAAAAUGAAUUCAUUCUUAACUGGACAUCAAUAGGAAAAUCAGUCUCACCUCCAAAUUCUGGAGAGAUGAUUUUUUUUUAUCAUUAUUAUUUGUUUUGUUUUGUUGGCAGAAGGGAUGUGACAUAUGAUGUGAUUAAUUCACAUGAUAUUAGCUAAUAUGAUAUAACCUCCCGCCCCCUAAGAAUUUUACGAUUGUAGUGAAAAGAUACAUGAAACAUGCUGCUUUAAUGAGAGUCAGUCAACAGAAAGUGACAGAGAUGGAGAGAGAGACAGCAACGGAAUGGUUUUAUGUCUUGUUUUUUUCUUUUUCUUUUUGUUCUAUGUGCGUUCUUGGCUUGGUGCAGAAUGUCAGGGUACUGGUUGUAGGUAAAACAAAAGUCAGCACUUGUUUUUCCACUAAUCUGCUGGUGAGUGCUUUUAUUUUUUUAUUGUUUAUUCAUUUGGUAUCAUUGCAUAAUAUGCAUUUUUAUGCUAAUACUCAAGCUGAUGCAAUGGACUAUUCUAUUAUGGUCAUAGCAGGUUUCGUGAUGGUGUAUUAAUAGCGCAGCUCUCUGUUGAAGGUUCCUCUCAGAAGAAUAGAUUUUUGGACGUUGUGCAGUCAUGACUUUCAUUCUGGCCUUCAUUAGCAGAUCAACGAGAUGUGAGUGGUGUGGCUUCUGCGAAGAUUUUACUUCCCAGAAGCCACAUUUAGAGCCAGAUUUAAUUCCUACUGUGAACCCUGGAGUGGAAAUAGUUUAGUUGUAUGUAUACGUAUAUUUGCCCUGAGUUGUGACAUGUCAGGUUCACAGCAAGAUGAGACUGGAUAGUAUGGAAGCUUGCACUCUGUGAUAAGACAAGAUAACGUUACAUGAGCCAGGAUGACCUGUGGCUCAACAGUCCAGCGAUAGAUUAAUGUGAUGAAUGCAGCAUGGUGAUGGCAAAUGAAAAGGUUUGUUUUUAAGUCUGGAGUAUUCGUGUGUUGUUUGGGUGCCGCUGCGUGGACUGGUUUUCUGACUGGCCUCUUGUUCACUGACACUGGAGCUGAUUAAUAAGGUCAUGUUAAAUCUCGCUGCCCCAGUGCAUCACAAAGCCACCUAAUUUUACCCACCAAUAAUAUGUUCAAGCCUCCUCACAUCGUAGAUUGUAAUAUACAAAUAUAAAUGAAAAUCCUGAUAUUUUGUAAAUGAACAUGAUUAAAUGUAUUUUGGUUUUAAUCUGAAUUUCAGUGUAAUUAAUAUUAACAUGGCCUCUUUUUAAUAACCUGAUCGUUGGUUUGAAAUAAUCAACAUGGAUAUUAAGGAGUCUUUUAAAGGAUGUUUGUGGGAAUGAGGGAUUUUUUAAUUAUUUUUAUAAAUCAUUGCCUUAUUUUCUGUUGAUGUCUCCAUGUGGUCUCCAUGUUUUGAAUAUUGAUCAUUCCAGCAGCUUUGUGAACUUCCUCUCUGAUUUUCUGGCUUGCUGUGUGUGUCAUUGCUAAUUAAAAAACAAAACAGAAAAACAUAUCAUGCAUUUGAAACAGGGCAUUGUUCAUGGAUAUUGCGUCGGAGUGAUGCAACAUUAUACUUUUAAUCCCAUUGAGAAUCGUGUGGAAAACGUCAUGUUGCUGAGACAUCUUGCUUCGGUGUAGGUGGGCAGCUUUAGCAGCAGCACAUUCGCUGCGUUUCUGACAUUGCACUUAAUUUUAAUCGUGUAAACACCAGCAUUUUAGUAGCACACUGCUCAUAUGGUAGAAAUAGAAACUUAAAUAUUCAUUUAUACAAGGUGUAGACAGAAUUAGGAAGUAGAAAUAUUAAUUGGUAAAAAGUAAUCUAUUUUGAGGUGUAUAAUGAAUCUUCAUAACACAAAUUGAUGUAUAAAGUAUGUACAAUUUGAGUAAAUUAGUUAAAUUAUGCAUAACUAUUCUGGUUAUUUAGUCUUUCAUUGACUAACCUUCAGUCUUCUUUUAUCCCUACAAGCAAAUGAUGGCACUGGAGUUGUCCCAGGUUCAGGGUGUAAGACUAACUUCUCUUGCCAGUCAGUAGAGACUGUGGCUUCGCUACUGGCCAACGCUGCCCACUUCCUCUGUCUCAUGAUGUUGCAGCACAAUGUCUGGAUGCAAUUCUAAUUGUAUGUAAAGAGUCUUGUUUAUUACACACUCGGUAUCAUAUUGAGCCGUCAGAUCACACGUGGCCACGCUGGCUGGAGGAGAGGCAAAGAGGAAACACGAGUGUCGGUGCAGCUGGUGUAUCACCUGACUUGUCACAACUGACUUAGGAUGUAAAGUCUGACAGUGACUGACAUUCUAAACCCGUGCUAUCAUUGCUCUCUACAAACACUCUGUUCAUUUGUUUUUACAUAGAAGCUGUUCUCCUCUCAGCCAGGUAAAACUAGAGGCCAGAACUUGAUUGGACUUCUUUAUAUUGUAGAGGGUAUGUUUUUUUUAGCAGACUAAUGGAGCUUAUGUGUGACGUCUGUUCUUCACAUUUCUUUCUCUUGUGAGCAGCCAAACAUUAUGGCUUGCUCCAAUAGGAAAAGCUCAGGUGUGUUAGUUAAGGUUGAAGGCAGGUGUUUUCUGGUCCCUUAUCACAUCUUACUUGGACACAUAAUGGAGGUGAACCGCCGUUAAUACACCUGCACUUUCCCUACUGAGAUGAGUCACAGUGUCUACUGUGAACAGGUCUGUUAACAAACAGUUGCUUCCCAUAAAGAACCUUGAAGGUGGUGCCACUUGUUAUAUGCGGCUACAGAUUAUGUGUACUCUACAUUAUGCCAGACAUUGUCAAAGCUUAUGGUACACUUGGUGUGCUGUGUAAGAUGUCCUAUGUCCCUCAUUUCCAGUCAGCUGUUCUUGUCAUCAUGCAGUUGGAUGCACGUGCUUAACAGAUCUGACCAACUCAAGUCAUGUAGUGAUCAUCUUCAGAAUUCAUGACGUCAGCCUUGAAAUGAAGAUCUGAUGGAAAGUUCAGCUAAUCCCAGCAUUCAGUUAUUUAAAAAGCAUUCUUGGCAUUGGACUACAUUGUCAGUAACAACUAGAAAUCAAGCCCUAGCAAUAACUUCCUUCAGCUCAAACAUUGCCUCAUUACUCCUGCUUGUGUUGGAGCUUCCAGCUGUGCCACCUGGGUUUAUGAUGCUGCGUUUGUGUCAUGCGGGAAAAGAUCCAAGCAAACUAGCUCUCAUAAUGAAAUCAUAUCCUUCGCGGCAUUUCCAACAUGUUUAAUGGGCUAGGCUGCAUUCACCGGUUUUGGACACGAGAUGAGCUGCAUUUCAGCUGUCUUUCCUUUCUGACACAAAUACAGCAUUAGAGAACGUAAAGAUGUGCUUGCAAACACAUUUCCCUCACGGUCCUCGAAGGUACUAAUGGGGUUCAGAUUGGCUGAAGUGUCCUCCAACACAAUGCUUCCAUUUAAGUGUCUUCAUGCAAAGACUCAUGGAAACUGUAGGUGUAAAUACACAGUUAGUGUGGCUGACUCUGGGGUGGAGCAGUGUGACUGCUGUGGUGUGAUGUUGCCAUCAUGAAAAAGAAAAAAAUACCCUAAGGAUUGACAUUGUUUCCAGUUCAGCUUCUCUGCCAGUUUUGGAUUUCUAUGAAGUCCAACACAUUGGGUUUUAAGGAGAAACUGGAUUCGGACUGCCCUGUGACUGUGUAAUAAAAAAAAACAAUUUAAAAAACUGAGCUCUUAAAUUCCUCACUGUGGAUGAGUGUUAGAGUUUUGAUAUACUGGAUUUAACAUGUCUUAUAAUGAGCCUGAAGCAGAACAUUAAAUAUCUGUGUACAGAAGGAGAGGAACCCAAGCAGUACUAGUUCCUCUCCUCAUUAUUUUUUCAACAAUAAAAAUAUUAAACAGUUUAA